Molecule: messenger RNA, 3202 nt
Organism: Trichoderma atroviride IMI 206040
Lineage: Eukaryota; Fungi; Ascomycota; Sordariomycetes; Hypocreales; Hypocreaceae
Biological process (GO): regulation of DNA-templated transcription
Cellular component (GO): nucleus
Molecular function (GO): DNA-binding transcription factor activity, RNA polymerase II-specific; transcription cis-regulatory region binding
Source: RefSeq, a predicted model, not a curated record
CUCCCCGCCGUCUCAUCCCCCACCACAGAUAGACACCCCAAGGGCAAGAGAAAGAGAACAGCCACCAAGGACAAGAUGAUCCUCGAAGAGGCAUACUCCAUCAACCCCAAGCCCGAUAAGCAGGCGCGUCUUGAGAUCGUGAACCGCGUGUCACUUAAUGAAAAGGAAGUUCAGAUCUGGUUCCAGAACCGAAGACAGAACGAUAGGCGCAAGUCCCGUCCGCUGUCACCGCAGGAGCUGGCGGCUCUGCGCUUCAGCGGCAUGCACAACAUCACGUCGGAUCCCAUCACCUCCCGCAGCAUCGUCGUCGAGCUGGACCCAUCGGCCUUCUACCUCUCCGACCAUUCCCAGACUCACGACCAUUCUCCGACAUCACCGCCUCAUCUUCCCACCAGCCCGAUACAUGCGCACCCCCACCACGGUGCUGGCGAGGCUAUCCACGCCACGCCUGCAUCCCGGUAUGCCUCUCAGCCUUUCUCUGCAAGCAACCAGCCGCACGUCACACCGCAACGACAAAUGUUCCCACCCUCGCAGGAGGACGCCAACCAUCCCUCUCAGUCCUUCUCUGGCUCCGUUGGCUAUCUCGCAAACCGCUGGAACCUGGGUAACACGUACGCCACGCCUCUCUCGCGUGAUAACUCCUACAAAUUCGAUCCUUUCUACCCUUCCUCUUGCUCAUCUAAUACAUCUGGAGCCAAUCGGUCGCACAUGCGUCUCUCCCUCUCUCUUGAAGGCAAGGCCGAGUUGGUGCCCAACAACGAAUUCUCGCCGAUCCGUGAAACCCCAUCAAGACCUUCAUCUACUCUACCGUCUCUGUCGCUUCGACGGGGCCUUCAGCGUAGCCAUAGUGCACUCCCUGCUGUCACUCUGCCACCCAUCUCAACCCUGACCAACUCGCUUCCACCACAUCUUGUUCGUGGCCGCUCUCGUGAUGUUCAUGCUUGGGAGCUGUGCGCGGAUUCCGAAACCCGAGACGAGCUGACGGCUCAGGCCGAGCAUGAGUCCAGCGGCUCUGCCAUCGCCGCCAUCAGCUUGCUCCGUUCCACCAGCAGUAUUUUGCAACCCAACACUGCCAAGCGCAAUGCAUCGCAGACAAAGUAUGCGCGCUCUCGCCUGAUCAAGAAGCCCAGAUUCAAUCGUACUACUUCCAGUGUUGCUCGGCUAGAGACGUGCUGGGUCAGUGAUGAAAAAUCACGGGAAUCCUGCCACGCAAAGAUGAAUGUCUCCAUGCUUGUCUCCCCGUCUGACUCGGACAAGGAGAACUGGAGCCCCAGACGUGAUGGAAGUUCUGCAGAGGGCCGUCGACAGAUGCCGCCCGGCAGUCCCAUCAGAUCACAGAGUGCCAGACGAAUCGGUCGAGUGCUGCAGGGUCGAAAGAGCCCAGCAUUCCUGAUGCGUUCCAACACUGUGCCGUCCGAGGCUCGUUCACCUGCCAAGACGGGGAUUUACACUUUGGCCGAUUUGGAGCCCAAGGCAGAGUCUCCACGGGACGAUGAAGUAAGCAGAUUCAUGUGUGGCGAGGUCAGCCCCAGCAAAAAGGGCGACAUGGACUGUGUCGCAGGCCUACUGUCCCUGAGCCAAGGCGCUUGGAGAUAAUCGCGCAUGCAUAUGCACCGAAGCCACAAAAACAGAGGAUGAAGGAGCAAACAUACACCCAGGAUUGCAGAUACACGGACACCUUCUUUUGAGCAUUGUUUUCUUUGUUUUUCUACGAAGACAUGACUUUUUUUUUUUAAGGAAAACAUUGAUUGUUUUUCAUUUACCAACGGGGGCGAGAAUGAGAGACAUCUUUCCUCUCCUUUUUUUUGGUUUCUCUUCUUCCCCCUUGACGACUUUUGAUAAUUUCUCAUUUGUUCUUUGAAGAGAGGUGGGGUGAAACACACCUACCCAUUAUUAACAUUUUAUUGUGUUUUUUCUUCCUCUUUUCUUUCCUUUCCGGCUUUGGAUCAAGAGACUGGAAAUGAGCUUUGCUGGAUAGACGGAUACUGGCAAACCUGGGAGGCAACUCGUGCUUUUAAUAAUGUGUGUUUGGAUUUUUUUUUUUGUUUUUUUUUUUUUGUUUAACACGGCCUGCGACUGGUUUGCAAAAAGAAAACAAAUGUUUCUGGAAAUUGUUUUUUUCUUUACGGAGGAAGGGGGGGUUUGUGCAUCACAAGAAAAUGGAGCUGAUUGCCGUUUGAUCAGAUAUAAAGGAGGGGGGACAGCAUAUUUCAAUGGGCGUAUUAUGGAUGGAACGGCCUUACUGGUGGGAAAAAGAAACAAAGAAACAAAGUACUGUUCCGUCUACGUUGGCCUUUUGCAUAGCACGCCAAUGAACAACAACAAUGUUUAGUUUUAGAGAAAUUAGAAUCUGAUUUUGAAGAAAUCUGUGCGAAUAAAUGUUUCGCAUUGUAUCUUUGCAAUUCAAACUGCUCAAGAUCUUUUGCUCAAGCCGUGUCUAGCUAUCUACUCUAAGCUAUAGACUGUAUAAGGUAAUAGUUGUAAAAAAUGAGAGAACCAAAGACAACCCAGAGGGGGCAGCGUCCAUAUAAGGGAGCCCACCAUUCAUACUCCAACGCCAAAAAAAAAACUCCCAGCAUAUCUACAUCUAGAUGUUCAGCAAAGGUGGCCAAUAAGGGGCGCAACAAAGCAACAAGAUAAAAAACUUGACAAGACACGCUUAUAUAUUCGUAAAAGGGGGUCCAAGAAAAAGCAUGUGUCAGUCGUAAUCACAUGCCCAGCAUGCUCAUCUGUCUCCUGAUAGGGCUGGCGGCGGUACUACCCUCUUCGCUAGCAUAAUAAGCACUGUCGGUGUCAAUAUCCCAGCUGUCAUCCUCUUCCUCUUCGCCAGAGGGUGAAAUGCCAGACGCAUCGAAGGGCUUCUGAGCGGCGGCGCGGACGUUCCAUCGCAGGGUGCGGCUGACGCUGUCGAACCACUCAGUGUCGGUUCGAGUGACGGUAGGGAAGGGAUAUUGCGACGCAGUGAUGGUAACAUGGUCGCCUUGCUUGAGCUCGACUCGGCCCUUGCCGUCAAAAGCACAGUAGGCGGUGGCUCGAGAAUUGCGUGGCACGGCAAUACGGAGUGCCAUGGUGUCGGAGAGGACCAUGGGUCGGAACGAGAGAGUGUGCGGGCAGAUGGGAGUCAAGAGAAUGGCGGGAAUGUCAGGGUGGACAAGAGAGCCGCCCGCUGAAAGAGAGUAGGCUGUCGAACCGGUAGGCGUAG